Chondrus crispus (carragheen) is the source of this 1291-nucleotide messenger RNA. RefSeq lists its product as hypothetical. Gene Ontology annotation, cellular component: nucleus; tRNA methyltransferase complex; cytosol. Lineage: Eukaryota; Rhodophyta; Florideophyceae; Gigartinales; Gigartinaceae. The transcript is spliced from 4 exons. The record is from RefSeq and is a predicted model, not a curated record. Bases 1 to 756 code for a protein of 251 amino acids. Gene Ontology annotation, biological process: RNA (guanine-N7)-methylation. Gene Ontology annotation, molecular function: tRNA (guanine(46)-N7)-methyltransferase activity; protein binding.
AUGACGCGACCUAGGGAAAACGAAUGCUACCCGCUCGAAGUUCUAGCGGCGGGGGGAGAUGGUCUUGUCGUAGGAUCCCAUGGUGGAGAUCUUUACAUAUCCGGCCAGAGAUAUGACCUCAAGCGGGUUUGCGGUGCCGCCGUGGCUUGUGCGAAACAGUCCCUUAUCGUUGUUUUGACCCUGCAAAAAGAAGCCGUUGUUCUCUCAAGAGAUGUGAGCACUGACGUGUGGAAGGAGGUCGCAAGGCAUUUGAUGCCGAAGCGCCCGACUUCUGCUGUCUUUGCAAUUGCGAGGCAGCAAGUCGUCGUCGCUGAUGCGUUUGGAGACGUCUACGCGCUCCCCAUUGCUUCUUCUCUAAACCUCCGGGAUGAUCAAACGCAAGCUGAAGUCCUUAUUCUCGGACAUUUCUCUACUGUUACGUCCCUUGCGCUCAAAGACUCACUCAUUGCGUCAGCUGACAGAGAUGCAAAGCUGCGCAUUUCGCGGUUUCCGGAUUCCUUCGUCAUAGAAUCCUUUUGUGUCGCUCAUCAGGACUUCAUCACAUGUGUGCAAUGGAUUGGAACCAAAAGGAUAAUCUCGGGGGCUGGCGACGGCACCUUACGAUGUUGGAAUGCAGCCGACGGCAGUUUGCUAAAUACUGUUGAUAUUCGUGAUCAUAUUCCCCGCCACUCAAACGAAGAAAACACGAGGGAGGAAAAAUGGGAUCUCAUCGAACUUCUUCAAACUUCGCGUUGUUACCGCGACGAAGGAAGGUGAUUGGAUUACUGGCGUUGCCGCGGAUGAUCGCGAUCAUCUGUGGCUGUCGUUAGCUUCGAGUUGCCAUUCUAUUCAGGCCUAUUCCACCAAAGAGUUAGGUACUCCAAAUAUAGCCUUUCGGAGGCACAAAUUGACGACGAUGCAGUGUACGUGCUCAGAUAGUUCCAAGAAGUCUCCCAACGGGAAAAACGACGAUACGGUUUUCCCGAUGCGCUUCGAAUGGUUAAACCAGCAGCGUAAACGGGAAAUGGUGGAGGACUGGAAGGGCAAGAAGAGGAAACAUAUCGAGAUUUAGAAACAAUAAUGCCCUGCAGAAAGUUGCUGAUAUCAAGAGUUUAUCGAGAAAUUCCUUUGUAAUAUGCGUAGGACGUACCCCGAAGUUAUUAGACUAACGAUUUUAUGUUUGCUGUCAUAACUCGAACCGCUAGUGCGCUACACCUGUGUAAUGGAGAGGGAGGAAGCAUCUACCGGAAGCGCGAAGAUUAAAAGUGUGUCAAGCAAGGACAGUCACCUCGCUGGUAGUUGGUGACUGCAA